This is a messenger RNA of Gallus gallus (chicken), 6250 nucleotides long. RefSeq lists its product as uncharacterized. Lineage: Eukaryota; Metazoa; Chordata; Aves; Galliformes; Phasianidae. The record is from RefSeq and is a predicted model, not a curated record. The coding region runs from base 161 to 688 and encodes 175 amino acids. The transcript has 4 exons.
GGAGGAGAGAGGGUAGGAAAUCCGAAUAGCAUGAGGACUUACAGGGAGGGGUUAAGAUUGAUUUUGUUCCCUGUUUGCGGGGCUUUGGUUGGGUCGGUUUUAUUUUUAUUUUCAUUUUUAUUUAUUCCUUUUGUGUGUCUCUGUGUGUGUGUGUGCGGUGAUGGCGGUGCUCCUCAAGGAAAGAAUAACAAACGGCGGGAUGCGCACAGCGGGCAGGAACAGAGGGGCUGCGUCGAGCCUGCUCAAAGCACAGUCCAGACCGAGCCGGCAGCGGGAGGCUGCGGAGGGCAGGGACGGCUCGGCGGGGCUCUGGCGGAGGGGCUGCGGAGGGGUUGCCGGCGUCACCGAUCCCCUCGGGGAGGGCGGAGAGAGACGCAGCGGGCAGCCGUACGGAGCCCCGCGCGGCGGCACUCGGGCAGCCGGUAGGGCCGCGGCCGGACGGAGGGCAGCCCCGGUGCGGCUGCUGGGCGGCGCGGCGGCCGCUCCUCCUCCUCCCGCAGCCGCCAUCCAGCGAGCCGCGGCGGCGGUACCGAGCGGUUAUAAGUGUCAUUCAGACACCAGUCUUCUGAGAUGGGAAAGACCAAUGAUGAAAAGACCAGUGAUGUUUCUUCACUCCUUUCAGAAGAUAUUAACUCCAAGUUCUUUCCUGUCUUGCAAGAGUUUGGGCGUUGCAGAGAACAACAGGUGAAGGCGUGAAGUGCAACACUGAGAAAACAUGCACAUGCACAUAGGAUAAUCUCAGUGUCCCAGUUGUGCACUUGCAUGGCUAGGUAAAACAGAACAAAACAAGACAGCAACCUGAAGGUAAAGUUCUCAUUAAGCAUUGUCUGGGCUGUCUAGAAGCAGUAGAUCUUCUCUACCACCUACUGGAAUUUAUUGGACAAUUUGGUGUCAUCACAGGAAGUAUUUGUUAGUUAUUUUUUUUCUUUUGAGACAACAAACACUGUUAGAGGCUGAAUAAAUUCUGUAGCUGACGGCUGGUAUGUGAUAAUACUAAUAUGGUCAAUAUGGAGUUAACCAAUCUGCUCCUUAGAGCUGCACUUUACAGCUAUAGUCUAAUCAUUGUCUACUCUUAAGAAACAGCUGUAACGUGAUUUUUUUCAAACUCAGUAGUCAGCAUUAUUGACUUACUAGUGUAAAGAAUUGCAUAAAUAGCAAAAAAAGCAGUUAUGAGUACAUGAAGAAAUUAUAUUUUUUUAUUUCUAAACAAUUUUCUGUGUAAUUAAAAAAAAAGACAAAUAUAUUUAAUUUGUUCUAUUUCCCAUAUUAAAAGGAAUUCUCAAUCAUGAUUUUUUUUUUCUCCAUGAUAGGAGAACAAGUGCAGUGAAGGAUAAUAAAGAAAGCUCUACUAUGACACCUUCAAAACAAGCUGCUCUCUAAAAAAGUAGCCUCACACUCAAUAUUGUGAUUGGAAAAUACCCUGACACGUAGUUUACUCUCAUAGAAUAUUCCUACCUGUUGCUUAGGAAUAUUCAGUCUCCUGUAAACUUAUUCACUGGGUCUGGUUGGAAUGGAGCUAAUGUUGUUCACAGCAACCCAUACAGUGCUGAUUUAGAUUUGUCACUAAAACAUUGCUGGUAACACAUCUGUUGCUGAGCAAUGCUUGAGCAACUUUGAGACCUCUGUUUCUCAUGCUAUCCCUUGCAGCAAGAAAGCUAGAAGCCUUGCCAGUGGGCAGAAGGUUGGGAAGGGACUUAGAUGACCCAAACUGAUCAGAGAGAUAUUCCAUAUCAUUUCACAUCACACUCAGCAAUGAAGGCAGGGGAGGCAAGUUUUUCCAAAGUAGCCAUUGCUCAUAGGCUGGUUGGACACAUUUGCUCUUGGGUGGUGGUGAGCAAUUGAUUACCUUUGCACCACUUGUUUUCCAUUUGUUUUGUUGCAUUUCACUUAUUAAGCUGUCUUUAUACUAAUCCAUGAUUUUUCUCACUUUUGGUCUGAUUCUCCUCUCCGUCCCUCUGUAGGGGACAGAGUGAGUGACUGGCUAGGUCCUAGCUGCCUGCUGGGGCCACCCUCCAAAGCCAUUUCUGGGACUGGAGAAGUAAGAUGUGAUGCCUCGGCAGUUGUUGAAUUUUUGAAACAGAGAACAGUCCUCCCAGUUUUCCUGUUUCACUGAUCUCAGAUUACACAUGCAUUACCUGUGAUCCUUGGAAAUGUAACAAGGUGCUAAAAUAAAUUAGAAAAUAAAGAUGUAAGCUUAAAAAGUGAGAGCACGUUCUCAUACUAAUAGUAUUAAUAGCAUUAAGCUGCCUUUGGUGUCAUGUUUCAUUCUCUUGGUAGCUUUCCAUCACUGUCAUGCUUUGUGACUAAUUUUUCUGUGGUUGGUUUCUGCUUUUUCUGAUUGUCAUGAGUGAACAGACACAAAAACAAGUUAUUCACAAAACCAUGGAGGUUCUGAUGGCCUCAUUUAGCUCUAUGAUUAUGCUGUACGGUAUGUAUGGGAUCAGUGAACCCUGCGGGUGUUAGGUAGAACCCCUAAUGAAGGUGGAUAAUAAUAUUUAUUGGCAUUUGUCAUAAGUGGAGCUAAAGACUUAUAUAGAAUGCAGGUGAGGAUUUAUUUGGAAACCUAAAACAUUAUAACACCUGUUAGUGAGAGCCAGUGGGACCCCGCAGUGUGCUCUGUGUGAUGUGAUGCGACUGAGCAGUGUCCAAUCUGCUUUGGUUUUAAAUAGACUGUGGCUCCAUCAUCCACUUAUGUACACUGCUGAUAAAUAUAACUGAAGGAUCUUAUCGCUGCCUUAAUCCUUCAUUCACGUCGCCUGCUAUUAUCUCUUAUACUUGUCAUGCUUUGAUCCUAGAGAGGCUGGACAUUUUUUUGGUUAAAGAAUUCUGGCUUAUUUUGUGUUUACACACAUGUUCCCUGUAGGGCUUCAAUACCACCUCAUGGUAUUAUGACAGCGUAACUGAAGGAGAGGGGAUUCUGCUGAUCUGUGGAAUGCUCCCACAGAGCAAUAAUUGUACUUACAAUGUUAACUGUUUCUAACUUGGAAAUUAUUUAAUGUAUUUUGUACUCAGAGAAUUAUGAAAAAUGAGGGGGAAAAAAGAGAUAGUAUCUACAUUUUUCAUAACCUCAACAAAAUAAGAUUAUUAAAUUAUUCCCAAUUUUCUUUCAGAUUAGAAGUAACUCAAAACACUGAAGGUUUUAAUUAGAACAAUUAGCAUGGCAGAAGUGGCUAGUAGGUCAGAGAGAAGACUGCUUUAGUUGGAAGUGGUUCUCAGGUUCUACUUUUUCUGAAUCACAUAAGGCACACAUUUGUUGGUGGAUCCUGUCUUAGAGAUUUCUGCCCAACUAAAAUAAGCUUGCUAGCUCCUAAUUUUGUUCUUUAUCUGAGAAAAAUUGUUCCAUUCCAUCAUUCACUGUCUGUAAGUCAAUUUCUGACAAAACGCAUCAGGCUAAUACGCUGCAUAGAAAGUUCACUGACUAACUUGUAAUCAGCUUCAAUUGUAAAUAUAUUCUAAGGACUAUCUAUUUAACUGCGUAUAAUAGAAAGCUGCCGUAAAGCUAAACAACCUAUGCGGAUCGAAAUCAUUCAGUUCUUCCAACAUCUCAUAAUUAACACGCCCAUAUAGAGUUUAAAUACUAUAAAGAAGUGAAGAUAACAGUAUGUAAUGGUGCUCACCACAUCCUAGUUUUUCAAAUGCUGUUUCCAUAGAAAUGCAAAACAAAAGUUGAUCAAUUUUUAUUUCUUAAAUCCCAUUCUUAGAGCACUGCACUCAUCUCAUAUAUUUAUUUGUAGGUGAUCUUGUUCUGCACGUUACUUUCAGCAACAGCUGAUAAAAUGUACCUAAUGAAUAUCUUACGCUUUUCACAGGUAAUCAUGAUGCACUUUACAGUGGCUUAGUUAAAAUUUUCUCUUCUUACAGAGCUUUAAAUUUGCUAAGCAGCAAGGAAUCAUUGAAUCACAGAUUGGCUUGGGGUGGAAGGGAACUUAAAGAUCAUCUAGUUCAAACCCCCCUGCCAUAGUCAGGGCUGCUACCCAGUAGAUUGGGUUACCCAGGGCCCCAUCCAAUAACAGCUCUUCUGCAAAGUUUGCCAAUGUAUCUGCUGUUUAUAAUAGUACUGGGAGUAUUUUUCAUUCUUAAAUCAGCUAUUGGAACAAUGAAGUAAUUUUGAGCUAUGCUGUUUCUUAACAUGCUUUUUGAGCAGUAAUUACUUCAUCAUCACCUGCAAAAUCUUGCAGUGCUGGAAAAUUAAAACAAUUAUCCUAACAAGUUUUCUAUGAGAUUUUUCAUCCAAGCACAUUCAGAGUGCUAGCUUCUCCAUGAAAAUCUAUUUCUACACCCAAAGUUAUUCUUGCUUUACUCAGACAUUCUCCAGAAUUAUUUAAAGAGCUCUCUAUCAAAACGAUGACUUGUCUCUAGCCAGUCACAAAUACAGAUUUGGCUUGGUCACCAAAAGUCUCCCCUGGAGGUAUUCACCUGAGUUCCUCAUCUCUGCAAAAAUCACAAACGUUUAAAACCUUCAGUCUCCAAGUUAUUAAAUUAUUAUUAAAUUAAACUAUUGAGAAUAGUUUCUGAGUAUUUUUGAUAAUAUAUCAUUGUUAAGGUUGGAUUCCUAUUUACACUGAUCUAACCCUGCAAUUGAAGUUGGUAGAAAACAUACAUGAACCACGGAAAAAUUAUUCCAGUUACCUCCUGUGAUAUAAUCAUAGAAUCAUUUGAGUUGGAAGGGAACCUUUAAGAUCAUCUAGUCCAACUCCCCUGCAAUGAACAGGGACACCCACAGUUCCAUCAGGUGCUCGAUCCAGCCUGACCUUGGCUGUCUGCAGGGAUGGGGCACCAUCACCUCUCUGGGCAACCUGUGCCACUGUCAUUAUUGUAAAUAAGGACAAUGUAAACUUAUACCCAGGCUAAAUCGGCCCUCUUUUAGUUUGAAGUCAUUACCGCUUGUCCUAUCACAACAUAGCCAUCUAAAGAGCAGGGCUGUGCUCUAUCCUUUUAUCCCCCAGCUUGUACUGAUAGUGGGGCUUGCCAUGGCCCUGGUGCAAGACUUUGCAAUUGGAUCUGUUGAACCUCAUGAGAUUCUCCUGGGCCCACUGCUCAGCCUGUCUAGAUCUGUCUGGAUGGCAUCCCAUCCCUUAGGCAUGUUGACCACACUACACAGCUUGGUCCUGGUGUGGUUCUCAUGGUGGGCUGCAUGGACCAUGCUCCAACACACUCUCUUCUUUAAGUCUCAGGAACUGAAACACGAUCUCCUCCUUCUGUGAUCCUGGUGCUGCAGGGUUGUUUCUCUCACAUUUUUCCCUCACUCCUCUGCUUAUCAAGCAUUUCUGCCUUCUCUCAAUUCUGUUUUCCCAGAGGUGUCACCAGCAUUACUGGUAGGCUCCUCUGUGGCUGUGAUGGGGCUACUGCAGAGCCAACUGGACCAGGCUGGAACCAGCUGUGCCUGACACUGGACAGCCCCUGAUCUCCUCUCACAGGCUGCUGCCAACACCUAGAUGUGGACACCCAGUAGAACACUGGUGUGGAAUACUUUGGAAAGCACAUAUCCAUAAGAUUAAGGAUAUACUGACUUAUCUCUGUUAAAAGAACUGAAGUUGCGGGUUGUAAGAGAUUAUUCUUUUGUAUCAUUGACUCAAAGUUUGCUGAGGAACAAGUCCAGGCAAGUCCUGGGCAAAGGCAGAGAAAUCCUUUGUCUUGCGGACACUGAUGGACAGGUCCUGGCUAAGGAUUGUGAAAUCCUCUAAGGAGCACAGAUGGACAAGGCCAGGGGCAACGAGAGAGAGAUAAGCUGCUGCUAAUGGCCGGGAAACGGUCUUUUUGUGUGGACUUAUCUCGAGGAAGAUGGCCAUCUAAGGAGGUAUGCACAGGACUCUUGCUCAAGCACCCAGGAAUGUCACGUAGGCAGGAGAAAAAUGGAGGAUAAAAGAGGGUCCAACAACCACGGCAGAGUAGAGGCUGAUCUCUCACCACGACUCGAGCUUUCUGCCUUCAGAUCCUUCUCUACGGACCGUUUGCUGACGGACUUCCCUGGGCCUGCUACCUGAGAUUUGCUGCUUCCUCCCUGACCUGCACCCUCUCGUUGCCCAAGAUCGGCCUCGCUGCUCCUGCCCUUCGGCCUCGGACCGUCGGAACGUCGUGCAACGGGACUACUGCCGGAUCCUGGUGGUGCCUAUCCCCGCUUUACGCAAUUCUUGCUUCUUUCUAUCUUUUCUAUCGCUCGCCUUCCCUUCCCCAUCACCCCAAUCCUUAAUAGUGUCCGUCCUCCCCUUUCUUCAUCUCCCUUAUUAACACUUGUAAUAAACUGGUCGGA